AUGAAUGAUCUGGUCUCAAGAAUAUCAAGGUAUGAGUCAUUAGAUUUAGAAACAUACCUGAACAACACAAUACAGAGAUAUGAGGAGUUUCUACUUGAAGCAGAAAAAUACAAGGCAUCCAAAGUCCAUCAUGAGAUAGACACUGAGAUACUGAAGAUAUUCCUAGUGAAUAGCAACGCUCUACUCGAUAUUCUUGAUGCAUAUGAAGAGUCAUACGUGGUCAUUUCAAACAUGAUUGAUCUUUCAAAACAGCUCCUUAGAUCCCGUUUAAGUGUAUGCGAGGAAGACGUAAUUGUUGACAAGGAGCAGGUCAACAAAUUCAGGGCUAUUAUUGAGAGCUUCAGUGAGGAUGCUGGCGUAUUUGCCACCGAUGAGCGAUUUCUUGUUCAUUUUAACACAUUUAAGGAAAAGUGUGGGCAGAAGUGUAUAUUGGUUCUUACGAACGAUAUUCUUUUAAUAGGUAUACUGCAGCAGGGACUCAGGAAAUACAGACUGCUCAAUGCAUACAGCUAUACAAUUGUGCGCAUGGACAUCAAGGAUGGCAUUCUUAGAGUAAGGGUGGAUCCCACAACAUAUGAAUUUAGCAGCAGUAUAAAAAGCGUCGAAAAGACGUUCAAGGUUUUUGAAGAGUUAACAUACAAGUAUAAAAAGAAGCAUGAAGAUACAGGUAAAACGAUCGUUGAUCAAGAAAUGAUUGAAUAUCUUGCAUUUACAGAGCAGUACGAACUUCUGAAUCCAGAUGAGUUUGCUGGAGGCUGUCCAUCAAAAAUGAUGUUUUACAGCAAGCAAGAGAUUGUAAAGUAUCUUUCUGUGCUUACAGAGUCCAAACACGAUGCAUCGGUGUGUUUGUAUUCCUUUCUUGAAAGCAGAUUUAAAGAUGGAAUGCGCAAGAUUAACCAAAUACAAACCCUUGAUGGAUUGAUUGCAGAUGUGUUUGCAUAUUUCAAGGAGUUUUUUGAUGAGCAGGAUGAACUAAUAAGAGACUUAGAAACAAUCUCGAGCAUAAGGAGAAGUGGAGUCACUUUAUUAAUAGAAAAACAGUUGAUUGAGUGCUUCAAGGCAUUUGAGCACAGGAUAUUCAAUAAAUCGCUCAAUUCGAAUCAAGCAGAUCAUUACAUAAAGCUUGUUGUCCAGAACCUUAAAUUCUCAGGAUGCAAUUUCUGCUAUCUCAUGGACAGCUUCGUUCAGAAAAAUGAAGACUACAAGCUACGAUGCAUAGAAAAUGCAAUGAAAGAAAUAGAGAAAAUCAUCAGGUCAAUAAUUAUGGAAUAA
Messenger RNA from Ordospora colligata OC4, 1272 nucleotides. RefSeq lists its product as uncharacterized. The coding region runs from base 1 to 1272 and encodes 423 amino acids. The transcript has a single exon. NCBI's taxonomy places the organism in Eukaryota, Fungi, Microsporidia, Ordosporidae. The record is from RefSeq and is a predicted model, not a curated record.